UAAUAUUAUUAGGCACGACGGCGACGAACGGGCUGUGCGAAAAUCGUAAUCCGUUUCGCGAGAACAGACUUGGCAUUAAACGAGGUUGUUCGGCGGUGGCCGCGGCUCAGUCCGCGCCGGGCGUAUAAAGAGUUAUAAAAAUAAACGUGGCGGCGGGGCCAAUCGGCGCGCGUAUAGGUAAUAUCAACGCCGCCGUCGUCGCCAAUACACCUGCUUGUUAUAGGCACCACCUAUUUAAUAUCGUUAUAAUAUAUCGCGUGUUAUCAUAUCGUUUUAUUGUCGUAUAUUAUUAUAUCGUAAUAUCGUUGUAUUAUUUCGAUCGCGCCGCCGUAAUAGUAUUGUAUUAACUCGCGGGGUUGUACCGUUCGAACGAUCAUGACGGCCGACGCGCGGCGUCACUGCGGCGACCGCGAAAGUGAUUGUCGCCGUCCGAAGACGACGUCGACGACCCGCACCACCGCCACUUGCACGGCCGUCGUCGUCAUCGCCGCCGUCGUAGCCGCGGUGGCCGUCACCGCGACGCGCGCCACCACGUUCGAGGGCGGCGAGACGGCCACCGUGCCGCCCGACGACACUGUGUACAUGACCGAGGAGGUGGCCGCGUGGAACGCGACGGCCGCGGCUAAUGGCGAUUACGUGUACGACGAUUACGACUCGUCCACCGCGGACGCCCUGCAGAUGCCACCCGGCAACCAUCACUAUUCGCCCAAACCGGUAAAGCCCGUUACGCGCGUGGACGCCAGUACCGCGGUGCCCGCAGCCACCAUCACCGUGCAGAUACACUCCGCCGCCGUCACGGAGGUUCCCGUCACCAAUAAUGUCUCCUCCGCCGCCGUCACGGAGUUUCCCGUCACCAAUACAACGGCUGCAGUCGAUUCGACCACGACCACGGCCACCACCGAAUCCGGAGUACUGAUGCAGAUCGCCAGUCCGCCGGGCUACGAAGCGACGACCGCCAUCGUCGCCGCGACUGCGCCCACGCCGACGACUCCGAAUUCUUCGGCGCCGCUGCUGCAUUGCCGCCGGUGGACUGCGUUACUUUUGCUGUCGCUGGCCCUAAUCGCUACAGUCGCGCCAUAACGACGACUGCUGUUAUACGGUUAGCAAAACCAGCUAUAACACACAUAUAUAUAUAUAUUUAUGUAUGUUAUACAUGAGGUACGACGAUUCGUAUAGCCAGUGCGCGUGCAACGAUCGUCGCCACUGGAAAUUGUAAACUAUAUAUAUAGAUGAGCAUUACGCUCGUUACGUUAUAACGACAUAUAUAUAUUAUAUAUAAGGUCCGAACGGCAGUGUUUUUAGUACAUUUUCGUUGUGCUGAUUGUUGAAUUUUUUCUUUUUUUUUUUUGCCAAGUAGGUAUAUCGAAAGAUACGAUGUCAACUCUCUCUAUAAUAUUAUACCAUUUUUUCCUUUUCAGACAUUUCAAAUAGAUAUUUGCGGUUUGCACUGUAAACAGUUAUAGGCGCAUCUUUUGUUGCAUUUUUCGAAUUUAUAAAAAAAAUAAUUCACCCCUUAUUGGUGUACCUAUUAUCUAUACAGUUGUAAAAUAUUAUACCUUCCGAUUUUAACUGUUACCUACCAAAACCGUUCAAACUGCAGCAACCAUUUAUAAUAGCGAUUAUACGCGGUUAUUAUUGUAUUAUUUAUGCUUAUAUAGAUCGACGAACUUGUGAACAUAAAUGUAUAAUAUUAUUAUAGUUUAGGUUCUCCGUGCACCUAAUAAAUAAUAAUAUAGUACUUCGUAGAUUGUGCUGUUUUGCGAUUACGUUUCAAGAAUUCUAUCUUCAAUUAAAAAUCGAGAUAUAAAGUUUAUUACACAAUUAUCUUUUUUUAUGUGCUUGGAUUGCCAUUAGCCAAAACGUGAGACUUUUUCCCGAUGUCUAGCCAAAAGUAUUACAACACAUUUUGUCGAGUGCGAAUUCCUUUUGCUCGAACUACAGAACUCUUCUCUUUCAAAUCUUUUUCAGUAGGUACCUACGUGUACAAUUUAUACGUAUCUUUCGAUUUUUUUUAUAAUUGGCACGACAUUGUACGACAGAAUUUAAUUUUUACUAAAACGUAAAUAUUGUUAUAUCUAGUUGUUAAAAUUAUAAUAUAUUUUGAUUUAAUUAUAUUAUUUAUUAUAAAAGCUGUUAAAAAUACAUUUUUAAAAUAUAUAAACCAAUGUAUAUAAUUGUAAAUUAGCUGCAAUGAUACUAUAUUUGUUAUUCAUGAUUAAACUAUAAAAAUGAUUAUUUUAUUUAAAAAGGGAAUUUAUUUUUCAAUAUAUCUGCAUAUCAUCUACAUAAUAAUACAAUAAAGUAAUAUUUGUACGUUUAA
Messenger RNA from Rhopalosiphum padi (bird cherry-oat aphid), 2320 nucleotides. RefSeq names its product mucin-5AC-like. NCBI's taxonomy places the organism in Eukaryota, Metazoa, Arthropoda, Insecta, Hemiptera, Aphididae. Bases 376 to 1080 code for a protein of 234 amino acids. The record is from RefSeq and is a predicted model, not a curated record. The transcript has 2 exons.